AUGGAGCCCAACGUGCGCUUCUGGAUCACCGAACGCCAAUCUUUUAUUCAAAGAGUUCUUCAGUGGACAGACUUGUUGGAUCCUACGAAUUUGGUCCUUUCAAUUGAAAAAAUAGAAAAAUCGAGGCAACUCUUGUUAACAAAUGAAGAUGCAUCCAGAGGUGACUUUGAGGACAAAAGGAUACAAGAAGCUUGGAAGAGAAGUCUUUCCACAGUGCAUCCUGACAAUAGCAGGCUAAUCCCUGGUCCUUUUCGACCUGCAGCUCUCCUGCCUUUCACGGCACCCACGCUAUUUCUGUCAAUGCUGCCGGUGAAAAGUCUGAAGUCCAUGAUUUUACCUCAGGCCUCCUUCUACACCUACAGUACAGUCUUCAACAUCGUCAAUGGAAAUGCAAGUUAUGAUCGUCGUGCACAUGAGAGCUUAUUACUAGGUGCAGGAGUGAUUGUAUCUUCAACUUUUUUGGGCCUAUUCCCUCGUUUGCUCCAAGUAAAGCUUUCAAUGAAUAGCGUUCUGAGCAGAAACGUCAUUCCCGUCAUCAUUCUCGCCCAGCUCAGUGGGAUGAACGUGAUUGCCUCCCGAAGUUUGGAGCCCAUGCGCGGGAUCGAGGUCAUGGACAAGGAAGGCAAUGUCAUAGGUUAUUCCAGAAAAGCUGGGACAAAGGCCGUUAAAGAUACAGCAACAUCCAGAGUUGUGCUGUUUGGGACCUCUGCGUUUAUUCCUGAAGUCUUUGCAUACUUUUUUAAAAGGACCCAGUUUUUCCUGCAGAAUCCAUGGUCACUGUGGACCCUGAAGUUUUCUUGUACGAUCCUCGUCAUGGGAUUGAUGGUGCCAGUUUCCUUCAGCAUCUUCCCACAGAUCAGACGGAUACAGUGCAGUGAGCUUGAAAAGGAAAUUCAGUUGGCAACAGAAGAAACAGAACUCUUCUAUAACAGAGGGGUGUAG
Messenger RNA from Rangifer tarandus platyrhynchus (Svalbard reindeer), 942 nucleotides. Lineage: Eukaryota; Metazoa; Chordata; Mammalia; Artiodactyla; Cervidae. The record is from the annotation of a GenBank genome assembly.